AUGCCUCCAAAGCGAAAGAACGAAGCAGUCACGAAUGCAAAGCCUGCCAAGAGGGUUAAGACAGGCGGCGCCUCUACAUGCGCACAUCCUCUGAAUAAGCCGGCCGGCGAUGAGACACCCGCGAACGACGACAUCAAGAAGGGAAAGCGCAAACAACCCCUCUGCCAAAGUCCACGACCAUCUACAGCUACGACAGAUGGUACAGCUUCCUCUCCAUUCAUGGCCCUACCGACCGAACUGCGCUGCCAAAUCUACAACUACCUAGCAGCCAUCGUCUACGACCCCGUUUUCCCCGAGCCGGGCAUCUGCAGCUGGGAAGUAUGUCGGAUGCCAACCGCACUGCUUCAACUCAACAAGACUAUAUACGAAGAGGUGAAACAUCCCGCGGUACAGAAGCCGUUACAGAAGGUCAACGAUGAGCUUGCGCCCAAGAUCAUUCUCGGUCCGACGCGCGCUGAGAUAGACCCUGUGUACGUCGCGCUCUCGAAUUCCUUCCAUCUCGCCGGCAAACAACUCCGUACGUACCUGGAUGGACCACAAAAGCACGGUACUGCGGUCAAAUAUGUUAGCCUGAAGAUCGCAUCGUGGUACAAUGACACGUAUCUACGGCAGCAAGUACAAAACGGGAAUAUGAGCGCUUCCAGUGCGCAGACCAAGUGCAAAACCAAGCACUUGCACAAGUUUGUGAAACAGACUUUGAGAAGAAUGGCGCUCAGGAAGACUUGCGAGGUUCGCAUUCGACUCCUGAACCACCCACUGGGGCCGCUUCAUAAGCGAAUAUAUAAGCUCGGUGAUCCAUUCUGUAACUACACGGAGUACGAGAGAUUGGCCGCGAAAGACACUAUACGGCGAGCUCUGAGUGUCGGGAUGAAGCGCGAACUCAAGACCGUGUACACAGCAGCGCGCGCAGACGCCCACAAAGGUAUUCUGAAGAUGAUGGCGAACCACUUUCGAUCGCAGAGGAUGAACAUCACGUUCUCGGUGGCGCGCGCGAGAGAUCGGCGCUUGUUCGACAUGGCCAAGUCACUCUGUUGA
Molecule: messenger RNA, 1035 nt
Organism: Alternaria triticimaculans
Lineage: Eukaryota; Fungi; Ascomycota; Dothideomycetes; Pleosporales; Pleosporaceae
Exons: 1
Coding region: 1-1035 (344 amino acids)
Source: RefSeq, a predicted model, not a curated record